Messenger RNA from Artibeus jamaicensis (Jamaican fruit-eating bat), 1545 nucleotides. RefSeq names its product keratin-associated protein 16-1. The coding region runs from base 1 to 1545 and encodes 514 amino acids. The transcript has a single exon. The record is from RefSeq and is a predicted model, not a curated record. NCBI's taxonomy places the organism in Eukaryota, Metazoa, Chordata, Mammalia, Chiroptera, Phyllostomidae. Gene Ontology annotation, cellular component: keratin filament.
AUGUCGGGAAACUGCUGUUCUAGAAAAUGCCCCUCCGUGCCAGCCAUCUCUCUCUGUUCCACUGAGGUGAGGUGCAGAGCACCCAUCUUCUUGCCCAGUUCCUGCCAGAGCCAAACGUGGCAACUGGCGACUUGUCAAGAUGGCUGCGGAUUGUCCAGCUGUGGCCCACAAUGCUGUCAGCCUUCCUGUCCUGUGAGCAGCUGCAUUCAACCCGUGUGCUGUGAAGCCACCAUUUGUGAGCCCUCCUGUCCUGUGAGCAGCUGCUGCCAACCUGUGUGCUGUGAGGCCAAUACUUGUGAGCCCUCUUGCUCCGUGAGCAGCUGCUGCCAACCCGUGUGCUGUGAGGCCACCACUUGUGAGCCCUCUUGCUCCGUGAGCAGCUGCUGCCAACCCGUGUGCUGUGAGGCCAGCACUUGUGAGCCCUCUUGCUCCGUGAGCAGCUGCUGCCAACCCGUGUGCUGUGAGGCCAGCACUUGUGAGCCCUCCUGUUCUGUGAGCAGCUGCGCCCAACCUGCAUGCUGUGGGGCUGCUUCCUGCCAACAGGUCCUCUGUGUGCCCACCCCCUGCCAGCCCAUCGUCUGCACGCCCAGCUGCUGCCCAGCUGUCUGCACUGUGCCUAGUUCCUGCCAGCCAGUAGUCUGCGAGCCCGCCUGCUGUCCGCCAGUGUGCCCCACCCCUGGCUGCUAUCCAUCCAUCUGCUCUGUGGGCAACAGCUGCCAGGCUGUUUGCUGUGACCCUAGUCCUUGUGAGCCAUCUUGCUCGGGGCCCAGCAUCUGCCAGCCAGCUUCCUGUGCAGCUCUUGUCUGCGAGCCUGUCUGCCUUCGCCCUGUCUGCUGUGUUCCAAACCCUUGUGAGCCACCCUGUGUCCCUAGCACUUGCCAGCAGCCCGCUUGUUGUGUCUCCAGCAUCUGCCAACCCAUCUGCUCAGAGCUUAGCCCCUGCUCACCCGUGGUCUGUGUGCCCCCUCCAUGCCAACCUACCUGUUAUGUAGUCAAGCGCUGUCAGUCUGUCUGCUGUCCUGCUUCCUGCUCACCUGCCCCCUGCCAGCCUUCCUGCUGCCGCUUGGGGUCUUCUGCUUCUGCCACCUGCCAACCAACUUGCUCUCGGACUUUCUACAUACCCAGCUCCUCCUGCAAACAGCCUUGCACGACUUCGGUUUCCUGCCGCCCAAUUUGUCGUCCAAUUUGCCGCCCAAUUUGCCGCCCAAUCUGCUCUGGAUCCCUCACCUGCAGGCAGCCAUAUGUGACGUCCAUCUCCUAUCGCCCUGCCUGCUACCGCCCCUUUUGCUCCAUCCUGCGCCGCCCGACCUGUAUCACUUCCAUCUCCUUCCGUCCGCUGAGCUCCUGUCUGCCUUGUGCCGACCCCUGCAAACAGGAUUGCAAAAAGUCCACUUGCAGCCAAGUGGAUGGUGCUGACUCCACUCCCUGCAAGGCGGAAGUCUGCAAGGCCGAUCCCUGCCAGCCCAUUGAGGCCAAAUCCACCAGCCCAACCACCUGCGAAGCCGCAGCCAGCCAGCCUGCUGCCACCAAGCCUGCCAAUUGCUGA